This is a messenger RNA of Rhopilema esculentum, 4858 nucleotides long. RefSeq names its product inverted formin-2. Gene Ontology annotation, biological process: actin cytoskeleton organization. NCBI's taxonomy places the organism in Eukaryota, Metazoa, Cnidaria, Scyphozoa, Rhizostomeae, Rhizostomatidae. Gene Ontology annotation, molecular function: actin binding; small GTPase binding. The record is from RefSeq and is a predicted model, not a curated record.
UCAUGAGAUAACAAAUACUGAUUUGCUAAUAACUUGUAACUGUUGCUGACAGGGUUACCAAGCUUUCUUAACAAAAAUGAAUAGAAUUUGAUUUUUGAGGUUUUCCCACCUAUCGACAUUUCGAUCUGAAUCUCCCUAUUGGCUAUUUUCGCAGAUAUGCUGUUAUCUUGAUCAGAUAGGAAACACUAAAUCUGUGACAACUACCACAGCAACGUGCAUGCCAACCAACCCAGUAGCUGGAAUCAUUCAAAUUUUAUCAGUGGGUGAUUUUCCCAAGGAGAAACUGCUUUAUUAAUGUCAUAGUUUUGAGUAAAAGAAAAUGAAGAAAAUAAUCAGCUGGAAGGAGAUUGUGAAAAAGAAAUUCACCAGCGAUGAAGCAGACGGCAAGGACAAAGAAGAUGAGUUAUUGAACAACCUCAGUGAAAUAAAUUGGAAUGUGGACUCUGAGUUGGUGAUUAAGUUUUUGACUAUACCAACAGCAAAGAACUACACGGCCUUACGUCGGCAGCUGGAAAUUUGUGAUGCAGAAUGGAUGACAGAGUUUCUUGCUCACGAUGGCCUGGAAGUCAUGUUUUCUGCCCUUCGCCAAAUGAGUGAGCGCUCAUACAUCAAAUUUGUAGACGCCGUAUUGCAGUUAGAGUUGGUUCGUUGCAUCAAAGCUGUCAUGAAUUCAAAAAUUGGGAUGGAGUUUGUGUCUGAUAAUGGCGAAAUGGUGCACAAGUUGACUCUAGCAAUGGAUACAAAGAAUACCAUGAUGAAAAAGCAGAUAUUGGAGAUGCUUGCAUCAGUUUUAUUAUAUAGUGAGAAUGGCUACAACCUCGUGCUUGAUUCUUUGGAUUUUUAUAAGGUCCAGAAAUGCUACCGAGAUCGCUUCAGUCUUAUCAUAAACGAGUUGAAAGAUUCUGACCUGUCUCAGUAUCAAACAACCUGUCUGUCUUUCGUUAAUGCAAUUCUUUUCACGACACUUGGCUUUGAUAAACGCGUCUGUAUCAGAAAUGAAUUGAUUGGUCUUGGAUUGCUAGAUGUUGUUGACAAGUUGCACCAAUCUGAAGUAGACGAUGCCGAUCUGCUAGUUCAACUCGAUGUCUUUGAAGAACAGAGACUCCAGGAUGAAGAAGAUCUCACCAGUGACGAUGGUGUGGACCUCAACAAUACAAUGCAAGUUUUCAAUGCCUUGUUUUUGGAGGUUGUGGAUAAGCCGCACAUCAUUAGCCUUACUGGUAUCGUACAAUCCCUCUUUGCCAUUGACAACAACAGCCCUUUGGCAGAGAAAGUAUGGAGAACACUCGAAGAAGUCGCACGACGUCUAGCAGUAUCAACAGAUCAAAAGGAAAUCGAGAACAUUAAAGCUACAGCUAAUGUAGAAAUUUAUAUUAAAGAAAACAAACAGACACCUCGCAUGGAAGAUGAGGAUACUGAGACACACGCCUCGACAACAAUAACUUUAACCGAACGAAGUAAAACUACGGUGUCAACGCAAGUAGACGAAAAUGAGUUAGUGUAUGAGACACAAAUGUUUCCAAAAGUCUCCAAAGAUGUAAUAGAACUUCAACCACCUCUAUCAUCUCAACCAGCUUCACUACCUCUAGUGACGAUGAAAGAAGACAUAGAAGUACCAUUACCGUUAUCACUUUUGGAGGCACAACCGCAACCAGAGCUUCCUUCAGCACCAUCUCCAUCCCAACCAUCGCUUCUAGCAAUGGGUCAAGGACAGCAACGUUCUUUACUAGCCUUAUCAAAAGAUCAAAUACCAGCUCAACCAAAAGACCAAAUGAUAGGACCAGGACCAGAGCCUCAACAGACACAACCAGCUCCACCCCCGCCUUUACCAUCUCUACUGCCGCCAACAGAUGGUGACCCAACACCGCUAACCCCACAUCCUCAAGCAUUUAUUUCAAAAAAUGCUGAAGAAGAAGAGCCGCUGCCUUCAGUAUCACCAUCAACCCAUCGAACAACCGUCGAUCAAACAAUUAUUCUACCACCUACAGAAAGAGAAGAGAUUCAAACAACUCUGCAGCCUUCCGCAUCCAUUGUCAAAGGAGGCAGUUCGUUUUCUUCUUUGGUGAGAGAUGUGGCACCGCCACAACAACCCCCUAAAUUCGGGGCAGAGGACAUGCAAGCUGUAUCAGCAAUAUCUCUGCCUGCAAUGGAGGAAUACGCUCCGCCAGGAGUACCUCCACCAGCAGCUCUAAUGUUCCAGAGUUGCUCACCGCUACCAUCACCACUGUCAAGUCCUCCAUCCCCGCUACCUCUGACAAGUACUAAAUGGGCUCCUCCACAACAGGUGCCUACAUCUAUGAUAGAAAGCAUUCCUUUACCAACACUACCUCCGCCAAUGAUGGGAGGGAUUCUUCCACCACCGCCACCACCGCCACCACCACCACCGCCAAUUACGGGAGAAGCUCCUCCACCACCUUCAGCUUUUCCAAUAACAACGGAAAUUUCUCCUCCAUUUCCAAUUUCACCAAUGUUGAGAGCAAUUCCUCCACCACUAUCACCUCUAAUGACUAUGGGAGGAGCUCCUUUACCACUACCAUCUUCACCAAUUUUAAUAAGAGCUCCUCCUCCAUCGCCAUCUGAACCAAAGUUGGGAGGAGCUCCUCAACCAUCGCUAUAUCCACCAGUGAUAGGAGAAAGGCUUCCACCAUCAGCUACUUGUCUUACGGGAGAAAUUCCGCCACUAUCGUCAAAUAUGUCAGAGAUAGAAGGAAUUUCUCCACCACCGCCACCACCGCCACCACCACCAGCUCCACCAAUGUUUGGAGAUAUUCCACCACGACCACGACCGCGACCUCCACCACCAACACCACCCCCAGUGAUGGAAGGAGGCCCUCCACCACCACCGCCACCGCCUCCAAUGAUUGGAGGAGGCCCUCCACCACCACCGCCACCGCCACCAAUGAUUGGAGGAGGCCCUCCACCACCGCCACCACCUCCAGUGAUGGGAGGAGGCCCUCCACCACCGCUACCACCGAUGGGUGAUGCACCACCUCCACCACCAAUGAAAGGCUGGCCCCCUCCAUCUCCCUUGGGGUUUACAGUUGUGCACGCGGUUGAUUAUUCGAAUGUUGCCCCACCGGUUGCCCCGAAAUCGAAAAUGAAAAAGCUUCAGUGGAGUAAAAUUCCACCGCCAUUGCUUCUAAGUCCUUCCAGCAUUUGGGAGAAAGUUGGUGAAAUAAAUGGUGUUUUGCCUGAUUUCAAAAUUGAAGAAGAACUUUUCAAGCAAAGGAUUGAAGACAAGACAAAUAAAAGAGAAGAGAAGAAGGUUUCUCCAAGAGAGAUUUGCCUGCUGGAUCAAAAAAGAAGCUUGAGUGUGAAUAUUUUUUUGAAGCAGUUCAAACGGCCCACACAGAAUAUCCUAGACUUGAUUAAAGAAGGAAACAACAAAGAAUUUGAGAUCGAUCGUUUGAAAUGUCUCAAGAAGAUGCUUCCGGAUAGCAGCGAGUUCGACAUAUUGAAGUCCUUUGACGGUGACAAAAGUAAGCUCGGUGCAGCAGAGUUAUUUUUCAUUGGUCUCAUAGAUGUAACAAGGUAUGAAUUAAGAAUUGACUGUAUGAUAUUCAAAGAUGAAUUUGCUUCAAACAAAGAGACUCUUUCACCACAGAUACAAGUGUUGAAGAAGACAAUAACAGAUUUGCUUCAUUCCGAACUUCUUCCAGAAUUGUUGAAUCUUAUUCUGAAAGUUGGAAAUUUUCUCAAUUAUGGCUCUCAUGCUGGCAAUGCACAGGCCUUCAAAAUCAGUUCGUUGUUAAAGUUAACAGACACUAGAGCAAAUAAACCUCGGAUGAACCUCAUGCAUUUCAUUGUUCAGGUAAUUGAAGCAGAGAAGAAAGCGCUCUUACAGUUUCCAGCAACAGUUCCUGAGAUUGAUCAAGCUUGCAAAGUGACGGUGGAAUAUCUAGAAGGAGAGGUUAAACAGCUACAAAACAGUGUUGCCAAGCUUCAGAAUGGCUUGAAGAAAGCGGACCAAGAGAUACAGGAGCAGUAUGAAUCAACAGUCGAGGCGGCAUUGAACGAUGUUGGAGAAUUUGAAGAAAGUUUGAAAGAAAUACGAAAAUUGGAGAAAGACUUCGCAAAUUAUUUGUGUGAAGAUCCAAACAGGUUCAAGAUAGAAGAAGUGUUUUCAAUAUUCAAACAGUUUUGUGACAAUAUCAAUACUGCAAGAAAGGAAAAUGAACAAUUCAGAAUUCAGGAGGCAAAGAGACUUGAAAGGGAACGCAAAAAGAAAGAAAUGGAAGAAAAGCAAAAUGGCCCUGGCGAGAAGGUAAAGUUGAAAAAGCCAAAGCAACUUGAAGUCGAGGAGACGUGUAUUGUUGAUAAACUGAUGGAUGAAAUAAGAAAUGGUUUCCCCCUGAAGAAACGAACAGUUUCAAAUGCCUCUGUAAAUGGCCUUUUCUCUCUGCCAGCAAGAUAAAUAUCAUACGAAAAGCAAUCUAGUAAGAUAUCUUGACAGGAACCUCAUUUCAGAUGCUUUUUCCCAUUUAUGAAUGCAUCUAAGAAGAAAACUCGGUAUAUGAAAGAAAUAAUUGUUAAUGGUAAUGAUUUUGAACUCCUUUAAGAAAUUUUAAACUGCAUCCAACAGCUCUUUGUUGUCAAUAUUGCAAAAAUGGUUAUAUGCCCGAAAUUGUUUAUGGGCAGUAAAUUGGUGGAUUUUAUUUCUUACAAACAAAUGUUAAAUGAGAUGUUGGUAAAGGGCCAUAAAAAUGCAUUAUUUUGAGGAAAAAGAUGAUGAUAAUAAAAAUUAUCGAUUAAUUGAUUUCAGCAAACUUAUGAAUUUCUUUCAGGCUUCUCUUAUUAGAAACAUUAGAGAAACUUGAAGAAAUUAAAUCUUAAACAAUUAUGUAUCAAAAAGCACAUA